CUCUCAAAUUCUUAAAAUUUAUGAUUAAAAUUAAAAUACUUAUUAGCAAACACCAUGUUAAGUGGGUUUGAAUUCUUAAGAUCGGGUAAAUGUUAGAUUAAGUUCGAGUCUUUUAACAAGCCGGAGUCUAUGUGAAGCGUAAAAGCGAAAAUAAAAUGUUAGCAAAUCGAGAUCGGAAGAAAAUUUGGUCCCUCUGAAAAUUACUUUGAGCAAAAAUCAGCGAAUAGGUGGCAGCUUAGGGUGAAAGUGCCCUCAAAUCGCCACUCUCGAGUCUCGACUCACUCACCCAGUCUUGGAUCCUGGCUUCUUCCCAAACACCCAAAUCCUGCAAAUCUGUGACUCCAUUAAUGAACACUACAAUGUCGACAAUGGCGUCGACGGCUACAAUGACGGCUGUCGCUAAAUCAGUGUUGGAUAAACCGUUACAUGAGCUUACUGAAGACGACAUCACCCAGCUUACUCGCGAAGAUUGUCGCCGUUAUCUCAAAGAUAAAGGUAUGCGAAGACCUUCUUGGAAUAAAUCUCAAGCGAUUCAACAAGUUAUUUCUCUCAAAUCUUUGCUCGAACCUUCUCCUCCUGCUAAUUCCAAUUCAAAUGCUGCUGCUCUUAAAUCUGCGCUUGUUCGUCCCCCAAAUGUUCCUUCUUAUAAUACUGUGAAUUCAAAUUCCCCGGAAUUAAGUCCUGACGCUGAUGGAUCAGUAUCGGUAUCCGCCGUUGGAGAGGAUGGAGCUCCAAAUAAUCCACCUGCUACAUCCAGUUCUGAACCUAUUGCUAUUGGAGAUGGGGAAUGUCGUACUAAUCUCAUCGACUCCAGACCAUUAUCUCUCAGGGGUACAGAUGCAUCACAAUUGUCUUUUGAUCAAAUGACAAUCUUUUACAGUGGCAAAGUCAAUGUUUAUGAUGGAAUUCCGGUUGAUAAGCAGGCACUGGCGCUAACACGUCUUGCCGCAAGCCCUAACCAGUUUUCUCAGGAUGAGCCAAAUGCUGGAAACUCUUCUUGCUGGAGCGUUCCAUGCCAAUUUCCCACAUCAAAUCUUAAAUACAAUGUGUCUACUCAAGAUGGAGCCGUUGCACAGUCCAUGUUGCAUGGGAAGAUGGCGGAACCUAUUCAGCAUUGUAAAUCAGAUGGGAGCAUUAAUUACGAACAAGAUGUUGAAGGGCAGACAAACAGACAGGUCUCACUGCAGAGGUACUUUGAGAAAAGAAAAGACAGGGGAAAAUUUAAGAUGAAGAGGAAGAUAGGAUCUUCUCCUUCUGGCUUGGAGAUGUACUUAAACCAGCAGAUGAGGACCCCAGGCAUCAAUGGACAAACUAGUCGAAAUAACUCUAUUUCCGUAAGCCAACUUGGUAUCCCCUGCCCAAGCUAUGGCGUAGUGGACAAAGAACAGAAGAAUCUUGGUCUAUCAGUUGAUCUUAAUGACAAAGCUUAGAGCCCCUGUUGUCUGCUUGACUGUUUCUCACUUGGAAGCGGAAGACUUCAGACAGCUUAAUUAUGAUUCAUGGCAUGGAAGAUGAGGUAUGUCAUCCAACUGGUGUUUCAUAGAGGAACUAUUCUUUAGUGGUACGAGUAGUUAGCCGGUCUUGUCAUUUUUGUAAAGAAAAGCACCAAAUGAUCCAACUCAAUCAAGUUCAAGUUAGUUCGAACUUCUGAUGAACUAGCCUCUCGCAGUCGCUUAGCAUUGUCAAGUCAUGAAGAUAUCAUGUAAGGACUUGUUAAUCCUUCUAAUGUCGAACUAUAUACUGAUGGUUUUCUCUCUAACCUGAAGUAUAUUUGUUUGUAAUUGUAAUAUCGUUAGGGUUUAAAUAGUCAGUAAGUUUAAGAUAACAACACCAUCCUUUUGGUCUCGAGAUUAAGGGAUCAACCGGGGAGGAGAAAUUGGCCUAAUCCUUGCAAUAUUUGUAACAUUAAUGUUGCUUUCUUUUUGUCGCGUUAAGCUUGCUCCUAGUAGACUUGCUUUUGUUUAAUGGUUCGAAUUUAAAGAAACCGAAAAUAGAAUAGCAUUUUAGGGUAGUUGUCAAGCAAGAUGUUUGUAGUUCAGCUAAAUCGAGAUUGCAAUGUUUUUCUCAA
Amaranthus tricolor (Joseph's coat) is the source of this 2068-nucleotide messenger RNA. RefSeq names its product protein TIFY 4B-like. The coding region runs from base 348 to 1430 and encodes 360 amino acids. The record is from RefSeq and is a predicted model, not a curated record. NCBI's taxonomy places the organism in Eukaryota, Viridiplantae, Streptophyta, Magnoliopsida, Caryophyllales, Amaranthaceae. Gene Ontology annotation, biological process: response to wounding; regulation of jasmonic acid mediated signaling pathway; regulation of defense response. Gene Ontology annotation, cellular component: nucleus. The transcript is spliced from 9 exons.